AUGGCUUUGCUUCAAUACCCACCAGGCACCGUGAACCCACCCCACACCCAUCCUCGUGGAACCGAGCUCCUGUUUAUCAUCGAGGGAACUCUCGAAGUUGGAUUGGUCGAUACCACCAACAAGUUGUUCACGAAUGUGUUGUACAAGGGCGAUAUAUUUGCUUUCCCCAAAGGUCUCGUUCACUUCCAGAUCAACAACGACAAGUACCAGACGGUGACAGCUCUGGCCGCAUUCAGCAGCUCCAACGCUGGCCUUGUCCGCUUACCUAACACUUUGUUUAACAGCAGCGCACCCAUCUCUGACGAGGUGCUCGAGAUCUCCUUCGGUGUAUCAGGCGAUGUAGUGAAGGCAUUGAGAGCCCAGUUCGCUUGA
Marchantia polymorpha subsp. ruderalis is the source of this 372-nucleotide messenger RNA. The record is from the annotation of a GenBank genome assembly. NCBI's taxonomy places the organism in Eukaryota, Viridiplantae, Streptophyta, Marchantiopsida, Marchantiales, Marchantiaceae.